AUGGUGCGCAUGGUUGGGCGCCUCAGGAUGCUGAGAAAGGCCCUGAGCUUCGCGCCGCCGACGCCGCCGUCGCCAGCAGCCUUCGCAGUAGCUGGCAGGAGGGCGACGGAGCUUGCAGGGGAUGCAGCAGUGCGAGUCUUGCGGUACAGGUGGCAUUUCGGACUUCCCCAAGGAAGCGCGUGCAAAAGAGCACUUGGGCUUGCAAGGGACUCUGCCGGCGCUUCCUAUGAGAAGGCUAAGGAGGCUGAACCUUCGGUGGCUCUCACACCUUCCUUGCAGAUAGCACGCAGAGCCACGGAGGCUGCUGCAUAUGCUAAGCGAGUGCGAGUCCUUCCAUCAAAAGAGAGGGUUGAGGGUGCCGCGAUGGUUGCAAAAGCUGUAUGUGCAGUUGCCGCCGCCCCUGCUGUGGAGCGUGCGGCAGCAGUGGUUUCGCACAGUGCUUCUGCCGCUUUGAAGAUCGGCAAAGCCACUGAAGUUGCUGGGCAGUCCUUGUCUGAAACCGGUGAAGCCGAUGGCGACCCAGAAGCAAUUCGAUAUGGUGACGCGAUAGCUCGCACUGGUGCUAGGAUUUCAAGAGCAGCCACUACGCUGAAGUCUGCUGCGGAAGACACAUCGACCGUGGCUGCGAAUAUUUCGACUGUCGUAGCACCAACAUUCGCUCAGGGAUGCUACAAGGUGUGGAAGGGACCAAGUUGA
This is a messenger RNA of Symbiodinium natans, 696 nucleotides long. NCBI's taxonomy places the organism in Eukaryota, Dinophyceae, Suessiales, Symbiodiniaceae. The record is from the annotation of a GenBank genome assembly.